Molecule: messenger RNA, 963 nt
Organism: Cylindrotheca closterium
Lineage: Eukaryota; Bacillariophyta; Bacillariophyceae; Bacillariales; Bacillariaceae
Source: the annotation of a GenBank genome assembly
AUGGAGAACAGCCCCCCCUCUUCCUCCCUAGAGAGUAGUAGUAGUUCUGAAUCGAGUGACGAUGAUGAUGAUGAUGAUGAUGAUGAUGAAAGUUAUUCAAGCUUGCAAGGAGAGGAAUCCGCAAUAAAAAGGGUGUUGGCCAAAACGACGAAUCAUCAUCCGCACCAAUUCGCCCAACACGUUCAACGUUGGGUACAUCAAGUUCCCAUUGGAUUGGGAUUGUGUCCGUGGGCAGGAAAAUCUCAUGGAACAGGAAAUUUGCGAUAUGUAUCCUGCUUUUCAAAGCAGCCGGAACAAGUCAUGGAACUGGUCUACUCGGAAAUGGAAACGCUGGUUGCCGUUGAUGAUUCAUCAAAAUACUCGACAACUCUGUUGAUUUGCCCAUUUGUGAAGGAAUGGAAGGAAUUUGAUAAUUUUGAAAAGUUUGUGACCAAUGGAUGUCUCGUCGCUUCCAAUACUGAAGUGGAAGAACAGGACAAGGAAAUCAGACGCUACGAGCAGAAGCGUCAACAUUUUCAGAACAAGAUAACCUUGGUACCAUUUCAUCCAACGUUUCUUCGUUGGCGUGGCCUUCCCGAAGGCAUGAGCAUCGGAACUGUGGUAGAGUCACAUUGGGGAAUGGUCGGAAGCAAGAGUUCUACCAAAGCCUCUGCCACAAUCAUUGAAACAGAGAAUAAAGUAUUCGGCAAGCAAAAGGUCAAGAUCCGAUUUCACGAGGAAAUCGAGGGUCGCCGCUCGGAGCAGUACGUGCCCAUCGAUUGGAUACUACCCAAUGGAGAGCUUGGCCCACCUCUGCCGGACAAUGCCAUGCAUCGGGCUCCCUAUCCUACCAUUCACCUCAUAUCGAACCAAGAUUUAGCAAGCCUAUCAAUCCGUGACAUUUCCCGUGUGAAACGAAAGAAUGCACAACGAAUGAUGAAACUAGGCUGGUCAGGUUUGGAAAAGAGGACUCUUGUGGAAUAA